Molecule: messenger RNA, 1536 nt
Organism: Oryzias melastigma (Indian medaka)
Lineage: Eukaryota; Metazoa; Chordata; Actinopteri; Beloniformes; Adrianichthyidae
Gene: cldn26
Exons: 1
Coding region: 254-979 (241 amino acids)
Biological process (GO): cell adhesion; bicellular tight junction assembly
Cellular component (GO): plasma membrane; bicellular tight junction
Molecular function (GO): structural molecule activity
Source: RefSeq, a predicted model, not a curated record
UUUUGCUGUGUGCGUGCAUGUGUGUGUUUUAGUGUGUGCGUCUCACUCAUGUUUCAGUCACUUAAGUGGACUUUUGCUCACUCACAGCCAAGUAUCCCACUGGACAUAUCAGAUUUCAUGUACAAACAGAGUUCUUUGUUCAUGGUGAUGACAUUGAACGUUCACACAAACAGAGUAUUGUCAUGAAAGUUUUUUUUUUUUUUUUGCCAAGGGUAUUUUAAUAAGGAAGCUGAAAAGCUUUCUUGCAGGUGGGAUGGGCCACAGACUCAGUCUGGCUUUCUUACCUUGGUACAUGCACCUGAACCGCAGACUCGCUGCACAACCGAGACAGAAGAUGGUCUUUCUAACAACCAAAAUGAUGCAAAGGACGGCGGUCUUUGUGACAUUCGGUGGCUGGAUCACAUCUCUGGUCACCACUUUUCUGCCCUUCUGGAAGACAAUGAAUUCUGACCUAAAUGAAGUGGAGAACUGGUUCUCUGGACUGUGGCUCACCUGCCUCUACACCGAGGAAGUGGGGAUUCAGUGUAAGGCCUACGACUCCCUCAUGGGGCUGCCUAUGGAUCUACAGAUUUCCCGAGUGCUCACGUUAAUAUCUGAUGGUGUCGGAGCUAUGGCCUUGUGCGUGGCUUUUCCAGCCCUCGAAGGAGUCAAGAUGUGUGUAUCACAACCCAGCACGAAGAGAAACCUCCUCAUCUCUGCAGGGGUUCUGACCUUGGUGUCUGGGGUCACCACUCUAAUUCCUAUCUCUAUUGUGGCAUACACGACCGUGGUGGAGUUCUGGGAUGAAGGUUUUCCUGAUGUAAUGCCACGGUGGGAGUACGGAGAGGCGAUGUUCUCUGGAUGGUUUGGAGGUCUGGGGCUGGUUAUUGGGGGAAUUCUGUUCUUUGUGGCUGUGUGUAUGGGGGACUACGAGCAGAAACUGACCAGCCCACAGAUGACGCCCAGGACAAAGCACUACCUGAAAACAGAGGUUUUAUAGCUUUGCAACAAAGAUCAUAGCUGAGCAUCCUUGAUUUUUUUUUUUUUUUUUUGGUCUGGAAUCAUACCAGCUAGUUAAUUUGUGAAAUAAACCACUGUCCUGUUGUUACAAAAGGAUAUGAUAAGAAAUUCAGAAAGUUUAAAACUACGUUUUUUUAAUUGUCACUUGAUUAAUUGCUGUUAGCUGAAAUUUUCUGUAAUCAUUUACAAGAUAAAGUAAUUCAGAUAUUUUUUUGUGAAAACAAUUUCAUUUAUAAAUGUACACAUUUACAUAAAAUUCAGAGAGAAGAAAUCAGAUUAGAGACUCACUUAAGUAACACAUUACUUUAUUUAUUUUUUUAAAAAUGUAUCUUUAUCUCUAGGCCACUAUCAGUUCAAGGCUUUCCAUGUAGUUUGUACUUUAACAUUUGUGGAUGUUGUUGUACACUCGAUUUGUUGUUUUAUCGCACUACUUGUCAUUUUAUUCACAAUAAAGCUCAGUUUAACUGUGAAACAAUGCUAAAUCAAUCUUAUUUACUUAAAACAUUUUCAACAACUCCAGAUGGCUUCAGGCCUCUC